AUGAGUUCUUGCAGUACAAUAACAGUAUAUUCUCAGGACAAUGAGCGUCCGGGCACCAGCAAUCGUAGUUUUGGUGAAUGCGGCUCUCGUUCACAGUUUGUACGGGAAAUCGAAAAGUGGUCCGGACUGCCACGAACUUCGACCCCAAUUAAAAACCCAGGUUGCAGCACGUCAAUUAGACCCAAUACACGUCACCGUGGACGAACGCGAGAUUCUCCUCAACUAGCAUUGGCGCAACCAAAGCUAAGUCUGACGGCAAUUCGUAGUCACUUGUCUAGCUUCCGACCAAUCAGCAGAACAGACCAGUGGGUCGAAGAUGUUAAAAAGCUGAAUCGAUACGACAAGACGGAAUAUCUUGAACUUCUCCAAGGCAGCAAUGGGAGCAACGCAAGCAUUCAGAUGCUUCUCAAAAACCAACGUCCGGAUUUGGAUGACGAAGGUGAACCGAUUGGACAGGAAACCAUCAAAGAGAGGUCUAACAACAGACAUCCGUUAGGAGAAUCCAACCCUUUGGACAAAAGCUUGAGUCCACAAGAAAAAAAUGAAACCACCUCUCGGUCGCCUCAAAGACGUCCUGCAUCCGAUUUAACCGUAUUACUUGACACUCUCCAAAACAAAAAUGGAACAAACCAGAGCAUACAAAGGCUUUUGAAGCGACAACGACCAAAUGUUGACAGCGAAGGAGAAUCUGAAGAUACAAAACGCCCCAGGAUCAGUAAAGAACCCUUGCUGCCACGAUCUGACUCUAGUUCGCCGGAGAUAUACACGAACGUUCGAGGUUGCAUGGAAAGAAACAUGGGAAUGCUUUUGAGGCAACAACAACAACGUCAAGAUGAAUCCGAAAAGAGGGCUAUUCAGGAGAAGCAGAGUACGAGUAGUGGAGCUAACUAUCCAACGUCGUUGGUGCGAACAAAACCAAAAACAUCCGAGAACUCGUCAUUGCCCCAAAUACGACUUCUGUCGAAAUCGCCGAUAUCACAUCCUGCUGAAAAUCAGAUCAACACAAGUAUGCAUAGAAACCUCAAACGCUCGACUGUUGGCUCCAACCAAGGUGAUGUUCGAGCCAGAAAAAGCUUAAGCGGUGCAUUAUCGCCAAAGGUUUGCACUGGAAUCAAUGAGAGUGUACAACAAUUGUUAAGGCAACAACGUCCGGAUGUUGAUUCCGAAGGGGAAACGAUCGAUGAAAAGAAUAAAAAUAGAUCUACUGAAAAGUCAUUGGUUUUUAAAUCAUCAGAGUCAAUGAAAUACAUUGGAGCGAAUCAAAACGUGCAAGAAAUUCUAAAACAACAACGACCAGAUCUGGACUCCGAAGGGGAAACAAUUCGAGAUGGCAGAAGUACUAGUAGCUCUCUGUCGCCUCAGCUACAAAUAAUUUCAAACGAAAUCAUUCCGAGUACACUGAAACCACUUUACGGUCAAAUUGGAAUCAACGAGACCACGCGCAGGUUUUCUCAGCAACAACAAAACAAUUUUGCUGUUGGAAAUGGAACUAUUCAAAAAAGAAAGAGUGUCAGCAGCUCACCAGCGAAAUACCGUGGAAUCAACCACAGGGUUCAGCAACUGUUAAGAGAACAACGACCAGAUGUGGAUUCCGAAGGAGAAACAGUCGAAGAAAGAAGGCCUUCGAUUACGGCAUUCAAGAUUAGAUUCAUACCAGAAUGUUUGGAACCAACUGAUACGUGGCAGGACGAAAUUGGAACUAAUGAAAGGGUGCAGAAACUGAUGAAAGAACUACGGCCGGAUGUCGACAGUGAUGGUGAAUCGAUUGAUAUAAUUUAUGAGAAACCUGACACAACAACAAGUAAGCAGAGAUCUCCCAGGAAACGAAAAUCGAUGAUGGAUUGUGAAUGGAAAACCAUUCAAACAAGAAUGAAUAAGAGUGAUACUUUAUUGCAACAGAUUAACACCGGAAUCAACGAAAGUGUACAAGAAUUGUUGAGGAAACAACGUCCAGAUGUCGAUUCUGAAGGCGAGACAAUCGAAGAAAGAAAUAAAAAAUGCACAAGAAAAUCAUUGGUUAUUAAAUCAACGGAAUCGAUGAAAUACAUUGGAGCGAAUCAAAGUUUGCAAGAAAUUCUGAAACAACAACGGCCAGAUCUAGACUCCGAAGGGGAAACAAUGCAAGACGGAAGAUGUGUCUCUGAAGCCGAUGGAGUUAGAGGCAGACACCUCAAGCAACAACGAAAUUAUGUUGCUUCUGGAGGAGGAUCUAUUCGAAAAAGGAAGAGUAUCAGCAGCUCGCCAAAUAAAUUCACUGGCAUCAACCACAUCGUUCAAGAACUGUUAAGACAACAACGUCCACAUUUAGAUUCUGAAGGAGAAACAGCUGAAGAAAGAAAAACUAGGAGCCCGACACUCAAAAUUUUAUUCAUUAAAGAAUGUCCAGAACCAACUGAGAUGUUGCCGGAUGAUAUUGGAACGAACAAAAGCGUGCAGAAACUGAUGAGGGAGCUACGACCGGAUGUCGACAGUGAAGGCGAAUUGGUAGAAACAAGUCAAACCAGAAUCACUGAUCGUUUGUUGGUGCGAUCGCAUUCAAACUCAUUUAUCCCAUUUGAAAAGUUUCGAGGCUGCACUGGAACCAGUACGCUUAAAAAAGAACACGCGAACGCAGAUUCUGAAGGGAGGGCAACUCAAAAACGAUCUUGGCAGGCACCAUCUAUUGCCAAAUCGCCGAAAUUAUUGGGAGAGCUUAAGACUGUUACUGGAUCACCUCUGAAAAUGCAAGAGACGAUUUGGCGACAACGUCAGGAUAUUGAGUUCAGAUGGGAAUCAAUCGAUGAUAAAAACAUCAGAAGAAGUUAUCAAUCAUCCCAACCGUCGCCUUAUAAGGUUACUGGAUUCAAUGGAAAUGUUCAGGAAUCACCGAAGAAGAAACAUCCAAUAAUAGACGAGAGAGAAAAAUUAUCCUUGUCAUCAACGGAUCCAUUGCCUCACAGAAAAUCACAAUCGUUGGAGAGUUCGCAUGACAGUAAACGUCUGAAACUUCCAAACGUCUUGGAUACACCAUCAAGCAGCAAACAAUCCGUACCAGAAGACACCAGUUCAACGAGUAUGAAUGAUUCUUUUGGAAGCAACCUCUCAUUCGAGCCAUGCAGUGCUUUUGAAGAAAAAUAUGCAUUCGGACCAAGAGGAAGAGUAUUGUAUAUAACAGUUCAGUGGAUAAAUCCAGGAAGAGCAGGAAUCAAAUGCAGAAUUGGGACAUGGACAGAAACUGAGUUUUGUGAUGUUAGAAAACUUUGA
Messenger RNA from Caenorhabditis briggsae, 3243 nucleotides. The coding region runs from base 1 to 3243 and encodes 1080 amino acids. The transcript has 11 exons. NCBI's taxonomy places the organism in Eukaryota, Metazoa, Nematoda, Chromadorea, Rhabditida, Rhabditidae. The record is from RefSeq and is a predicted model, not a curated record.